Oryctolagus cuniculus (rabbit) is the source of this 3821-nucleotide messenger RNA. RefSeq names its product G protein-coupled receptor 45 (gene GPR45). Gene Ontology annotation, molecular function: G protein-coupled receptor activity. The record is from RefSeq and is a predicted model, not a curated record. NCBI's taxonomy places the organism in Eukaryota, Metazoa, Chordata, Mammalia, Lagomorpha, Leporidae. Gene Ontology annotation, cellular component: membrane. Gene Ontology annotation, biological process: G protein-coupled receptor signaling pathway.
GGCCGGCGCCUCGGCAGCCCCUCCCCCGCUCUCCCCUCGCCGCCGCCUCCCCUGCGCCCUCCCCUUCUCCGCCUCCUCCCCCACCACCUCCUCCCGGUCCCUGGCAGCCGCAGCUCAGGGAGCAGCCGGCGGCGCCGUAGCCGCGCAGCCUUUGUUGUCGGGCCUCCGGGCGCGCGGGGCCCAGCGCAGGCGCUGAGUGUCCACCUAAGAAACUGUAAGCACGACUGGUUGCCACAGAGAUGAUGCAGGUGUGAUUGGUGAACCACAAGUCCCAGCUAGUGCUCCCAAAGAAAGACGCAUCUCCAGAUCACUCCAGCGCCCUGGAAACUCACAGACGUGGAGACGGAAGAUGCAGCCCGCAGACAGAAGACGGGAGCUGCCCAAGCGCUGAGGGGUGCGGAGCCUUUGCAGCCAGCUCUGCCGGCCUCUGAGCGUCUGUCGGCCAUGGCCUGUAACAGCACGUCCCUCCAGAUUUACGAACACCGGCUGCUCAAUGGCAGCAACGGGUCGGACUCCGGGGCCACGCCCCUGCCCGCCCCGCUCAGGAUAUCCCUGGCAAUAGCAAUGCUGCUGAUGAUCGCGGUCGGUUUCCUAGGCAACACCGUGGUCUGUAUCAUAGUGUACCAGAGGCCGGCCAUGCGCUCCGCCAUCAACCUGCUGCUGGCCACACUGGCCUUCUCCGACAUCAUGCUGUCCUUAUGUUGCAUGCCCUUCACCGCCGUCACCCUCAUCACCGUGCGCUGGCACUUUGGGGACCACUUUUGCCGGCUGUCGGCCACGCUCUACUGGUUUUUCGUCCUGGAGGGCGUGGCCAUCCUGCUCAUCAUCAGCGUGGACCGCUUUCUCAUUAUCGUGCAGCGCCAGGACAAGCUGAAUCCCCGGCGGGCCAAGGUCAUUAUCGCAGUCUCCUGGGUGCUGUCUUUCUGCAUCGCGGUCCCCUCACUCACCGGCCGGACGUUCGUGGAGGUGCCCGCACGGGCCCCGCAGUGUGUGCUAGGCUACACCGAGCUGCCUGCAGACCGCGCGUACGUGGUGAUGUUGGUGGUGGCCGUGUUCUUCGUGCCCUUCGGGGUCAUGCUGUGCUCCUACCUGUGUAUCCUCAACACAGUCCGGAAGAACGCCGUGCGCGUGCACAACCAGUCGGACAGCCUGGACCUCAGGCACCUCACCAAGGCCGGCCUGAGACGGCUGCAGCGGCAGCAGCAGGUCAGCCUGGACUUGAGCUUCAAAACCAAGGCCUUCACCACCAUCCUCAUCCUCUUCGUGGGCUUCUCGCUCUGCUGGCUGCCCCAUUCCGUCUAUAGCCUCCUGUCUGUGUUCAGCCGGAGGUUUUACUACAGCGCCUCCUUUUACAACACCAGUACCUGCAUCCUGUGGCUCAGUUACCUCAAGUCUGUCUUCAACCCCAUUGUCUACUGCUGGAGGAUAAAAAAAUUCCGUGAGGCCUGCAUAGAGUUGCUACCCCAGACCUUCCAGAUCCUUCCCAAAGUGCCUGAGCGGCUUCGAAGGAGAAUCCAGCCAAGCACAGUCUAUGUGUGCAACGAAAACCAGUCUGCUGUUUAGGGCAGGGCAGAAGGGGCAGUGCGGGGCCCCAGUGUCCAGCACCAGGUUUUCCAGUCCUUUCCGGCACUUUUGUCAUUUGUCUGCAUUGUGUGGUGACUACUGUCUAAGCACAAGAGGACUCAUCUGACAACAGAUGAGCUUCGGCUCCCAAAUCACAAAUUUCAGCAAGGUGAAUUGGGCUUUGACAGGCAUUGCAAGGUGGUUGAGGCCAAACAGGCGUGGGGUAGGGGAGAGCAGAAGUGGGGCAGAGAGUUAGGGAAGAGGAGGGAGGCAGCAAGGGAAAGUGGUUGAAGAUGGGGCAGGCAGAGAUGGAAAAUCCCGAGUCUGCCAGUCUGAGCCUCCCUUGACAUCUGCUGGAGAGAAACCCCUGGUGCCAUAUUCUGAUGGGAGAAACCCAAGGAGGUGCCAUCUCACGGGUCAACAUCACUCCUUGGAUGCUUGCAUUCUUCAGAGUUCUUUAGGCUUAUGGUGUACGGGGAAUCAGGCAAGCUUCCUGUUCACUGGUCAGUUGUGCAUUUCCGACCACGCCAAAUCAUCCUUUCUAGAAAGAAACCAAACUCCCACUGGGAAGCAGAGCGGGCCCCUGGGUUUUGGAGGAAGAUGCAGCCGGCAGACAGAAGACGGGAGCUGCCCAAGCGCUGACGGGGGCAGAGCCUUUGCAGCCAGUGUGGUGUGUGGGAGGGCUCAGGGGUCUGAGGCACACAGGAGAUUCUGCUACAGCUCAGCCUGAAUUGAGAAGCCCACCCGUGUCACAUGUGUGUCUUCAGUCCUGCCCCUAUGCCUGGCCCAAGCCAGCUGCUCUUCUGCCACUUCCCUCCUUCCCUCCACCCAUUACCACACCUCCCUCUGUUCACGUCUCCUGCAUUUGCAGUGGGGUGCAGAAGCACCUGCAAGAACCCAACCAUUGACUACAUGCAGUGACUCGCUUCGGUGUCGGGAGCCGGUGUCGUCGCUGGCUUUGUUUACACAUUGCCCCUGCACACCCUGAGCGGGGCUCCAGAGCCCCCGUGAGUCACCAGAUCCGUUCUACGUGGAGUGCUGCUGCAGGGGGCCCCAUCGACCUCUGUGCUCCUCCUACCUCACUCAGAUCCGCUGCUGCCGACUGUGCACCUGCCCUGGACCGUGCUGGGGAGUGAAGCUGCCUAGAGAAGAGCCCCCUGCUUGGGCUGGACCUUAGCCUCCACGCCCACGUCCAUGCGACGUCACUGGGAGCUCCCCACUUGGGAAGCCCUGAGUCCUUUGAGCUCUCUCUGCAGUCUCUGAUCUGGAGAGAGUGGGGCAUUUCAGGAGUGGUUUGGGAAGUCUGAUUCCAGGUCUGACUGUGACAGCCACUGGUGGUGUGACCGUCUCGUUUCACCUCACCUCUCUGGCUCUGUUUCCUCAUCGGCCAAGCCUAAAAAAGCGGGUCUGGAUCUCCAAUGUCCUCACCAUCCCUCAAGCGCUCUGAUUCUAAAACGGGUGUUUUCUACCCAGUCACCAGGUUCCCCUGCAUCCACCUGUUGUCCCACGUAACGAGCAUCUAUUAAGUGCCUACGAGGUGUAAGGCACUGUUAGGGAGCCAGCGAUGAGUAAGGCCGGGGUCCUGCCCAACAGCUGCCCAGUCUAUCUCAGCAUCAUGGUAACUCAGCCCCAGGGCACAGAAGCUCCAGGUUUGCUUCCGGUCGAACUUCUUUUUAUGGUGUAUUAAGAGGCCAGCUCCCCUCCUUACCUUUGACAGUGAGGCAGAGGGCAGGGAAGGAAAGGGAGUGAGAAGAAGAGCCUAAUUCACAUUAACCUAAGCCUGGAGGAGGGCUUGGCAAGAAAAUCAUUGAUACUUGUUAUCACCAAUGUCACCUUCCUGUUAUAUCCAGGAUUGAAAGAGAGAGAGAGAGAGAGAGAGAGAGAGAGAGAGAGAGAGAGAGAGAGAGAGAAACACAGGCAACUGGUAUGGGAUUGAUUGAAGAGGGUCCUGUCAAUUCUGUAUCCAGAGUGUACCCAGCAAGGUCCGGAUUUGCCCUUAGUUCCCAUGGGGCAGAACUGGUCACAGGGUCCUGCGGUGCCCACCAAGGGGACCACGCCCAUGGGCACCUCCUCCUCUCAGGUGGGCAUUUAGGGACAUUUUCUUCAGGAAACUUGAGCAAAAGAGAAAUCACAAAACUGAGUGAAUGAAGGAACCAAUAUCUCCACCCGUCAGUGUUGUGUGAUGUAUGUUGCCCAGUAAUAUGUAAGUUUCAGAGUAAUAAUUUUGUAUAUAUUUUAAAUAAAGUAUCACUGCUCUU